Molecule: messenger RNA, 1156 nt
Organism: Aspergillus versicolor CBS 583.65
Lineage: Eukaryota; Fungi; Ascomycota; Eurotiomycetes; Eurotiales; Aspergillaceae
Exons: 3
Coding region: 35-1156 (373 amino acids)
Molecular function (GO): FAD binding
Source: RefSeq, a predicted model, not a curated record
CUCUUCAGACUUCCAGCAACACCAGACCUUCAAGAUGCCCCCCGAAACAACCACGAAUGGCCAGCCAAAGCAGUUCAAUGUGAUCAUAAUAGGCGGAGGAAUUGCCGGUCUAACUCUCGCACACUCCCUCGACCGUGCUGGAAUUUCAUACACGCUGCUAGAAAAGCAUCAUGAUUUCCGACCACGACUUGGCGGUGUCCUUGUCAUUGCGCCGUCGGGGGCACGCAUCAUCGAGCAGCUCGGCCUAUACGAGGCAAUGAGCGAGGUUUCAGAGCCGAUUACCACGCCGCGGACGGGGUUUCCGGAUGGACGGUGCUCGAGUCAGAAGUGGCUGCCUGAGUUGGAGAAGAGAUAUGGGUAUCCGGUGAAUGUUAUAACCCGGCAGAAGAUGUUGGAGGUGCUGUAUGAUGGCCUGCGGGAGUCAGCCAAUGUUUUAGGAGGGAAGAGGGUGACGGGAAUUUAUCACAAGGAAUCAGGAGUCGCCGUGCACACGGCUGAUGGCGGAGUAUAUAAGGGCGAUUUGGUCGUCGGGGCAGACGGUGUGAAGAGUAUCGCCCGUUUGGAUAUGUUGCAGGCAGCAGGGAAGAGUGCAAUUAAGGAGGCAGCUAGUAUUUUAUAUAUAGGCCUCGCGUCGGAAUAUCGGGUGUUUAUCGGCAUGUCGAAACAAAUAGCUGGCAUACGCGCUGGAGAGCAAAUAGUCCGCUGUCACGAUGGAUUCGCAAUAUUCAUCUUCUGUGGUAAGGAUAGUGAAAUUGGCUGGUUUGUGGUCAACAAGCUGGAUCGACGAUAUCAAUAUCCCGAGAAGCCUGCCUAUUCCACGACCGACAACGUCAGGUUCUGCGAGAGUAUAGGAGAUGCGCAGAUAUGGGGUGAAGUGCGGUUCAGCGAUAUAUUCAAUGCUAGGACAUCAUUUUCUGCUGCACUGGUGGAGGAAGACGUGUUCCAGACGUGGCACGAUGGCCGGAUUGUGUGCAUUGGCGACAGCAUCAGCAAGGUAGGCUUGCAAGAAAUGACAAUGAAAGACACUGACAGAGUAAGGCAAGUCCAAAUACAGGACUCGGCGCAAGUAUGGCCAUGGAGAGUGCAGCCGCACUUGCAAGUCAACUACAUCAGCUCGUCCACUGCACGCAAGGAAAGCCGUCUGAUGCUGCUGUAG